GCUUGCUUCAUCGUUCUGUCUUUUGUUGGGUAUUCUGUUCAACUCCUCCGUUGAUUUCCGCCAAUCCCUUUUAACUCUAACGGCGGGUUUCAGAUUCAACUGGUGAAAAGUGUUAACUGUUGCGUUCGAAGAAGUUUAAUUAGAGAGGAUAUUAAUGGAAGAAGGCAACAGAGGAAGCCAGUUCAAGAGGAUCUGCGUGUUCUGCGGAAGCAACUCUGGCAAUAGAGAAGUCUUCAGUGACGCGGCUCUUCAGUUAGGGGAUGAACUGGUUAAGAGAAGGAUAGACCUGGUUUAUGGUGGAGGAAGUGUUGGACUAAUGGGUCUGAUAUCCCAGAAAGUUUAUGAUGGGGGCUGUCAUGUUCUUGGUGUCAUCCCCAAAGCACUGAUGCCUAUUGAGGUGUCCAUUUCUUCCCCUCUUUUGAUUUCAGGUGAAUCGGUGGGAGAAGUAAGAACAGUAUCAGAUAUGCACGAGCGUAAGGCUACAAUGGCCAAAGAAGCGGAUGCUUUUAUUGCUUUACCUGGGGGAUAUGGAACCAUGGAAGAACUGUUGGAGAUGAUUACAUGGUCGCAACUUGGUAUUCAUGAGAAACCGGUUGGACUGCUCAAUGUUGAGGGCUAUUAUGAUAGUUUACUAUCACUAUUUGACAAAGGUGUCCAAGAAGGUUUUAUCAAGCCUGGUGCUCGCAGCAUAGUUGUGUCUGCUCCAACGGCAAGAGAACUUCUGGAAAAGAUGGAGGUAUUUUUUCUGUACACCUUCAAUCCUUGAAUGACUGACUCGUUUACAAUAUGAGUCGACAAGAUGAAAGUGAUGAAUAAGGUUAGGAAAUUUGAUAAUAAGAGGUGCUUUUUUGCGGGAAAGAAACCCCGUAAUGGGGUCUGUUUCAUUUUAGUUGCACUUCAGCAAUAAGUACAUGUACCGUUGUAGGCAGUAUAGCACAGAGUCCCAUGUCAGUAAACAACAAUUCUUUUGUUCUCUUCUGCUCGAAUUCUGUUUUUCCUGAAAACAGCACAAAAUAGAAAACGUAAGUUCUGUAUAUGUUGAUCUCAAAGUUCUGUAUAACUGACAACUCAUAUGACAGUGAUUGCAGUUAAUGCCUUGACUGGCCACGUUGUGCAGUGAGUUUAGGAUUUAUAGUCUUUAUAGCCUUGUUUGGUCUGGGCCAAAUGACUUAAAGAGUAAACAUCUUCGGAAUUGUUUCCCUGCAGCUAUACAUCCCAUCGCAUAAACAUGUAGCUCCUCACAAGAGCUGGGAUAUGGAACAAUUGGGCGAUUAUCCAACAAAUCAGAGCACAUAAUCAAGUGUGGAUCACAGGUCUUCUCUCACCGAUUUUAGCAAAUGAUCAACUAUGUGAUUUUUUGUAACGAAGGAUUGACCCGUCUUUAUUGUUUCUUGCCUGUUUGUGAUGAAAGAAAGGAGAAUAAACUCUCUCGGUCUUAUAUUUUUACGAGACUUAAUUGAGUUAUAGUCAUUUCGACCAUACAAAAGUCCCAAAUGACUCUAUCAAGUUAUUUUCAAAUACCUCCUAUCAAUGAGUCAUUCCCAAAUCACUCAUUAUUUAGUCCAAAUGUUCCAACUAUGUUCUUAC
This is a messenger RNA of Linum tenue, 1587 nucleotides long. NCBI's taxonomy places the organism in Eukaryota, Viridiplantae, Streptophyta, Magnoliopsida, Malpighiales, Linaceae. The record is from the annotation of a GenBank genome assembly.